This is a messenger RNA of Diceros bicornis minor, 1965 nucleotides long. It is a transcript of the gene QPCT, whose product is annotated as glutaminyl-peptide cyclotransferase. Bases 582 to 1475 code for a protein of 297 amino acids. The transcript has 9 exons. Lineage: Eukaryota; Metazoa; Chordata; Mammalia; Perissodactyla; Rhinocerotidae. The record is from RefSeq and is a predicted model, not a curated record. Gene Ontology annotation, molecular function: glutaminyl-peptide cyclotransferase activity; zinc ion binding.
GUCGCUGGCUGUCUUGACGCCGCGCGGGGGCAACAGGAGGUCUGGGUGCCUUCGAGCUCGCUCUGCACCCUCCGAGGCCCCGGCGUCUCCGUGAGUGCGGGGGAGCGGGGCGCGACCGUGUGUUUAUUCCAGUUACACACUGUACGUGACCCCUUGAAUGCUACUGAACUGCCUUUUUCUCUUUUGUCCUCCGCUCUGAUGGAGGCGAUGGUGGCAAGAGGGCAAGAGGUGAUGAGAUGAACGCGGGACUUGUAAGCGGUCUACAGCAGAGAGCAGUUUCCACUCUGAGAUAUCUUCUCACUGCUCCCCGUAUUUCCCUCCCUUGUGCCUGCCCUCCAGGUGGCCACCUGGCACAGCAGCCCCGGGCAUUCCGCGCCUAGACUCCAAUGUGUCCCUAUCAUCAAAGUGAAGUGCAGCCAGGAAUCACCGAACCUAGUCUUCCAUAUGCACGGAAACGGGGGUGACAAUGCCAGGAUUAUCUCUAUAGCAGUGAUCUUUGAUGUUACAAAAAUUAUCACCAACCAGCCAUUUUGAAUUCAUCCUCUCUUCGGAAAGUCGCAGAAGGCACUAGUAUUUCUGAAAUGUGGCAAAAUGACUUACGACCGUUGCUGAUAGAGCGAUAUCCUGGAUCCCCCGGAAGCUAUGCUGCUCGCCAGCACAUCAUGCAGAGAAUUCAGAGACUUCAAGCUGACUGGGUGUUGGAAGUGGACACCUUCUUGAGUCAGACGCCCUAUGGAUACCGGUCUUUCUCAAAUAUUAUCAGCACCCUCAAUCCCACUGCUAAACGACACCUGGUCCUCGCCUGUCACUAUGACUCCAAGUAUUUUCCCCAUUGGAACAACAGGGUGUUUGUGGGAGCCACUGAUUCAGCCGUGCCAUGCGCCAUGAUGUUGGAACUUGCCCGUGCCUUAGACAAGCAACUCCUUUCCUUGAAGAACAUUUCAAACUCCAGGCCCGAUCUCUCACUCCAGCUCAUUUUCUUUGAUGGGGAAGAGGCUUUUCUUCACUGGUCUCCUCAAGAUUCUCUGUAUGGGUCUCGGCACUUAGCUCUGAAGAUGGCAUCAACCCGGCACCCACCUGGAGCAAGAGACACCAACCAAUUGCACGGCAUGGAUUUAUUGGUCUUGCUGGAUUUAAUUGGAGCUCCAAACCCAAGAUUUCCCAAUUUUUUUCCAAACUCUGCCAGAUGGUUUGAUAGACUUCAAGCAAUUGAACAUGAACUCCAUGAAUUAGGUUUGCUCAAGGAUCACUCUUGGGAGAGGCGGUAUUUCCAGAAUAAUGGUUAUGGAAAUGUGAUCCAGGACGACCAUAUUCCAUUUUUAAGAAGAGGUGUUCCAGUUUUGCAUCUGAUAGCAUCUCCUUUCCCUGAAGUCUGGCACACCAUGGAUGACAAUGAAGAAAAUUUGGAUGAAACAACCAUUGACAAUCUAAACAAAAUCAUGCAAGUCUUUGUGUUAGAAUAUCUUCAUUUGUAAUAUUCUGAUUUAGUUUAUGGUAAUUGCAUCUAGCAUUGCAUUCAAAAGUCAAAGCACAAUUUCAAAUAAUCUGACUCCAGACAAAUGCCAUGUGGAAACUUCUAUCCUAUAAAUUCAUUCCCUAGGCAUCUUUGAAUAUGUGAUCAAUAAAUCCUAGGUUUAUGUCAUGUCCUAAAUUGCUCAUUAUUUUCAUCUAGAGAUAAAAAAAGGGAAAUGUCAGAAAACAGAAAAUAAAUAUCUUUUAAAAACUUCUUUGGAUAAGAAACUAUGAAUCUAAAUCAGAUUCAUAUAUCCAGUAUCAUGGUCUUCUAAAUAGUACUUAAAUGUGAUGACAAUGUGCAAUGUGUAGCCUAAGUUUUAUGAUUUUUUUUAUACUUGGGAAUCUAUUGCAUAUAAUACAAAAUAGAGAUGGAGUUUGAAGACUCUCAAACUUCUUUGAGAAAUCUUUGUAGGGAUUAUGUCCUGGAAAUUAAAUCAGAAUUACAUGCCA